This is a messenger RNA of Nicotiana tabacum (common tobacco), 1299 nucleotides long. Lineage: Eukaryota; Viridiplantae; Streptophyta; Magnoliopsida; Solanales; Solanaceae. The record is from RefSeq and is a predicted model, not a curated record.
AUGUCAUAUGACAUUGAAGUUUGGCGCAUUAUCAAAAAGAAAAAUCUUCCAAUUCCGCCAAAGAAGGAUGACAAUGGUCAAGUCAUAGUAUCAUCUGAUCCUCUUGAUUUAGAAGAUUACACUGAAAAACAAUCAGUUGUCAUACAAGUGAAUGCUAAGGUAAAAAAUAUGUUGUACAAUGCUAUCAGUGGAGAAGAAUAUGAAAAUAUAUCAAGCUGUGAAACUGCGAAGGAAAUAUGGGAUAUGUUAGAGGUCAUAGAUGAAGGAACCAAUAAAGUGAAAGAAACAAGGAUCAAUCUCCUAGUUCGAGACUAUGACUUAUUUCAAAUGAAGGAUAGAGAAUCAGUAGAGGAAAUGUUUUCCAGGAAUUUUCAAAAGAAGAAAUCCUUUGGAGCUUGGAGUGAUGAAGAAGAAUUUGAUCACGAAGAAAUCGCCAACAUGUGCUUCAUGACCAUCAACGAAGAGAGCAGUGAAUGCUCAGGUGAACUUGGUCUCAUGGCAAACAAAGGAACAAGUGAGGUACGUCUUCCUACAUGUCCUAUCUGUCAGGAACUCCAAGAAUUUAUUGACAUUGCUUUUGCAGAUAUUGAGAAAGUUCUGAAUGAACUUCGAAAAAUCCAAAGAGAAAAGAAAGAUUGGGCUUUGAAGUUGGAAGUAUGUGAAAUUGAUAGAGAUAUGCUUCAAGAUAAAGUUUAUGAACUUCAACUUCAACUGAAUGGAUUACGAAAAUCCACUAGUCAUAGUUCAGUUAGAUCAAAUCAGUUUGCUCUUCAUAAAUCUCCAACUAGAACUAGAAAUCCUUCUUCAUGUACUCAUUGUAGCAAAAAUGGGCACAACUCUAACCAUUACAAGUUUAGUAUCAGAGGAGAAAAAGCCUCUGAAUAUUCUAAUAACCCCUCAUAUUUCUACUGCGGAAUACUCGAUCAUACCUCUAACCAUUGCAGAUUUAAGAACAACAGGAGAUGGGAACAGUGCAAGAAGAAUAGAAAAUGGAAAUGGUAUCUUGAUAGCGCGUGUUCCAGACAUAUGACUGGUGAUAAACAACUAUUCAAGACGGUCAUCAAACUAGAUGGAGGAAUUGUUACUUUUGGAGACAAAUCAAAAGGUAAUGUAAUUGGAGUUGGAAGAGUCCCUCUCGGCUCAACAUGCGAUGUAGACGAAGUAUACCUGGUUGAUGAACUUGGUUACAACCUUCUCAGUAUCAAUCAACUAUAUGACAAUGACUAUGAGUUUCGUUUUAAAAAACAUGAUUGGUUUAUUGAAGACGAAUCAGGUAAAGUUAUUCUUUGUGGAAAUUGA